AUGUUAUAUUUUUAUAUAAAAAGAAAUUAUUGUCAAUUAAAUCGUAUUAUAAAUUAUACUCUAUUGUCAAGAUAUUUAUCUUCAACAAAUAAUCUAAUAAAUCAUAAUGAGAUUCGUAUAUGGAGUCAUUCAUUACGUGAACUUCUUUAUCAUGGUAAACCAGAAGAAGUUCUUAAACAAUAUCAUAAUCGACAACUAUCAUUAUGUCAUUUAUCUGUACAAAUAUAUUGUAUACUUUUUAAAGCAUAUACAUUAACUAAAAAUUGGUCUGAAGGUCAUCAAUUAUAUACACAAAUUCGAACGAAUAAAAAAUUUUUUAAUGAUCAACGAUUACAAAUCGCAACCGAAAAGAUUCUCUCAGACUUAAUAGCAUCAUUAUCACUAUCAAUAAAUCCACAUCAUAUUGAUCCAACAGCAUUUUCUAUACUUAUGACUGGAUAUAAUCUUCAUCAUCAACCAGAAAAAACUUUAAUCAUAUUUGAUCGUGUUCAAUAUCCUGAUGCUAUUUCUUAUUUGCUUGUAUUUCAAGCAUGUUCACAAUUAAAAGAUCUACAACAAGGAAAACGAUUAGUUAAUAAAUUAGCACAAUCAAAUAUAGAUCUUCGAAAACAAUUUAAAUUACAAACUGCAUUAUUUGAUAUGUAUGGCAAAUGUGGUGAUGUAUCAAAUGCGGAAAAUAUUUUUGAAACAAUUGAAAAUCCAACUAUUGUUCAUUAUAAUUCUUUAUUAAAAGUCUAUAAUAAUAAAAAAAUGUAUGAAAAAGCAUUUCAAUUGUAUGAUAAAUUAAAACAAAAUCAAAAGAAUCUUAAACCUGAUCAAAUCACUUUUACUUGCAUUUUAUAUUCCACUGCUAAAAUGAUGUAUCUUGAUCGAUGUCAAGAAAUUCUAAAUGAUUUAAAUUCUAGUACAAUUCAUCUUAACAAUCAUCCUAUUCUUCAAAUCAAUCUUAUCAAUGCAUUAGGCAAAUGUGGUGAUAUCAUUACUGCUCAAAAAAUCUUCGAUCAGAUUACUCAAGAACGUACUACUGGUAUUUAUAAUGCUUUGAUGAAAGGUUAUAUCUAUGCUCAAAAACCAUUAAUUGCACUUUCAAUUUUUGAUAAAAUACCAAAACUUGAUGCAAUAUCUUAUUUAAUUGCAAUUAAUGCAUGUGCUCAAAUUGCUAUGUUACGACGAGCUCGAAUUUUAUAUGAACAAAUUUUAUGUCAUUUUCCAUCUUAUAAAGAAGAUAUUCGCAUAAUGAAUGCUCUUAUUGAUAUGUUUGGAAAAUGUGCUGAUGUUACCACAGCUCAACAUCUAUUUGAUUCAAUUGAAAAUAAACAUAUCAUUUCAUACAAUGCUCUGAUAAAUGCAUACGGUCUUAACGGAAAUGGUGUAAAAGCUUUAGAAAUUUAUAAUUCACUAUUAACUCCUAAUGAACAAACUUAUGCAAUUAUUGUUAAUGCUUGUUCACAUUCGUUAUUGGUUAAUGAAGCUGAACAAAUCUUUGACUCGAUACCAAUGAAAUGUCGAAAUGUUUUUAUUUAUGCUACUAUGAUUGAUGCACUUUGUCGCGCUUCAAAAAUGAAUCAAGCUCAAAAUCUACUUGCUGAAUAUGAACAAACUAAUAAUAAAUAUCCAUCGAUGUAUAUAACAUUAUUAACAGCUUAUGCUCGUCUUCAAAAUAUUAAUAAAGUGAUUGAAAUACGUAAUCUUAUUGAACAAUAUUUUCCAGAUAAUUUUCAUUACAUAUCAUCAGCAACAAUACUUUUAGCUAAUACUCAUGCUUUUCUCGGUAACAUGACUGAAGCUCGACGUUUACGUACGCUUGCAGCUGAAAAAAAUAAACUUAGUGGAAUAUCAAAAUUACCAGGAAUAUCAUGGACAGAAACAUAUGAUGGUCAAAUACAUGAAUUUAUUGCUCAUGAUAAACGUCAUGAACGAACAGAAGAUAUUUAUGAAGAAUUAAAACAUAUUUCUGAUAAACUUAAUAAAGAUGGUCAUAUAAGUGAUCAACGAUGGAUAACAUCGGAUCAUUAUUUGAAUGAAUCAAAUGAUCCAUUAAAUAGUCAUAGUGAACGUUUAGCACUUGCUUAUCAAUUAUUACUUCGACGAACAAUAUCAAGCAAUGAACCAAUACAAAUUACAAAAAAUCUUCGAAUAUGUGGAGAUUGUCAUGAAAUUUUCAAACGCAUUACUCAUAUUUAUCAAGGGCUCAUUAUAUUAGCACGCGAUAGGACACGACAUCAUAAAUUUCAAAAAGGAAAAUGUUCUUGUAAUGAUUAUUUUUGA
This is a messenger RNA of Rotaria sp. Silwood1, 2268 nucleotides long. The record is from the annotation of a GenBank genome assembly. NCBI's taxonomy places the organism in Eukaryota, Metazoa, Rotifera, Eurotatoria, Philodinida, Philodinidae.